Molecule: messenger RNA, 204 nt
Organism: Brugia pahangi
Lineage: Eukaryota; Metazoa; Nematoda; Chromadorea; Rhabditida; Onchocercidae
Source: the annotation of a GenBank genome assembly
AUGAUAACAAGAAAGUGGUUAUGGUUACGGUUAUGGUUAUGGCUACGGUUAUGGGAAUUACGGUGGUUAUGGAGGCUACGGUGGUUAUGGAGGUUACGGUGGUUAUGGAGGUUACGGUGGCAUCGGUGGCUACGGUUUAUCUGGUAUGGGAAUGGGCGGUUAUGCAUCAACAAUAUAGUCAGGUUAAUCACCAUUAAAAUUUGA